AAGGCGGCCGGGGGAAUAAAUCCCUAUCCUGAGGAGUCAGAUUCUUUGGCACCUCCCUCCCUCUCAUUUUAUCCUCCCCAUUCCUUACUUGUUCCUCUAUCCGCCUCUUCCCUACCCACUACCUCCUCUCGCUCUCCCAAGCUUUGGCGGUUGGGGGUCGUUGAACCGGCUGGGCGGGAGCAGCUCGAGCAUUGGAGGAAUCAGCCAGACCACCGGGUACAACAGUUCACCCCCUGAAGCCCUAUAGGGAAGAAAAUCCAUGAAAGAACAACCAAGGCAGCUGACAAUUGAUAGAAAGAAAAUAAAGAUUCCAAGCAGAAGAGCUUACCGAGUCAGGAACCUCCCCAGACCAAGUGGAUAAAUACCCUUUCAGCUAAGAAGAAAAUUAAGUUUCUCAGGAGAACAUACCAUUCUAGUACACAGUCCCUCCAGAAAGCAAGGAAAGUUUACCUCUAUCCCCAUCUGGUCACCAUCUCUGCUUUUAGGCAACCACAGUGUAAGGAAAAACUUGCUCAACAUAUUCUACUUCCUCAGGUUUCCAUCCCCAGAAAGUUAAGUGUUGGAGGAAAGAAAACUACCAACAAACAACCCUUGGAGUGCAGAGGGAAAUAUCCCCCACUAACUGGCCCACCCCUUUUCCUCCAGAGUCCAGAGUUACAGAAAUCAUUUGUUCCCUGGAAUUCCAUCCCUUUCAAGCUAUGUAUGGAGCAGGGAAACCCUACAAAUGCAUUGAGUGUAACAAGAGCUUCCGCUACAGUUCAGUGCUACACCUCCACCAGCGCACACAUGCUGGAGAUUGUUGCUACAGGUGCCUCGAGUGUGGUGAGGGUUUUGCACAGAAUGCAGAGCUCAGGGCCCACCAGCGCACACAUGCUGGUGAGACCCUCUACAUCUGCAAUGAGUGUGGAAAGAGCUUCCACCAGAGUGUCUAUCUAGAUCUGCACCAGAGUACCCAUACUCGAGGCAGACCCUGCAAAUGCCAUGCCUGUGGGAAACGCUUUCCCUAUCGUUCUGCCCUCUACUGUCACCAGCGACAUCACCCUCGUGAAAGGCCUUACCGAUGUCCUGUCUGUGGAAAAAGCUUCCGUCAGAGUGCCUAUGUUUUCCACUAUGAAAGGUCCCAUAGUGGUUCAAGUGCUCUCAUUGCAGAUGGGUUCCCUUCAGGACCGGAGGCCAGUGGAGAUAGGUUUAUUGUUCAUACGAGGCCUAUCCUGUCUGCCCCAUUGCACCUUGAGGAAAAACCCUAUCAGUGUGGUGAGUGUCAUCGAGAUUUCCGAAGUAGCUCAGGGCUGCUGAAACAUCGUCGUGUCCAUGAAGCUGGAAAGCCCUAUAAGUGUAGUCAAUGUGGAAGGAGGUUCGACAAUGGGGAACAGCUCUCUUCACACCAGAAACAAAGCCACAGUCAGAGACCUAGUGGAGCCAAGCUGGAGGGAGCCCACAAGUGCCUCGUGUGUGGCGAAGUUUUUAGGCAGGCAUCAGAGCUCCAGACCCAUCAGGGGAUACAUAGGAUGACCCGAAUGCACCCAUGCAGUGUAUGUGGAAAGAGCUUUAGUAAAAGCUCCACCCUGACACGACACCAGCAGACACACACAGGGGAAAAGCCAUUCAAGUGCCCUGAGUGUGGGAAGUGCUUCACAGAGAGUGCUACCCUAGUACGACAUCACCGAAUUCACACAGGGGAGAAGCCUUAUGCCUGCCCAGACUGUGGGCGGAAGUUCAGCGAAAGUUCCACACUCAUGAGGCACCGGAGAAGCCACAAGGGGGAGAAGCCACACCAAUGUACUACCUGUGGCAAAAGUUUUGGACAACGGUCAGACCUGAUUGUUCACCAAAGGAUUCAUACUGGGGAAAAGCCCUUUCCUUGCCCAGAAUGUGGCCGACGGUUCAGCGAUCGCUCAGACCUCACAAAGCACAAGCGUACCCACACAGGUGAAAAGCCAUACCGGUGUGAAGAGUGUGGCAAGUUCUUCACAUGUGUUUCCAACUUAAAUGUUCACAAGAGGAACCAUGCCGGUGACAAGCCCCACAAGUGCCCAGAGUGUGGCAAGUGUUUCAGUGUUGGCUCCAAAUUGGCACUGCACCGAAAGACUCACCAGGGUGAACGCCCCUCAGAGUGUGCUGAGUGUGGGAAGUGCUUUAGCCAUAGCCGAUCACUAUCACAGCACCAGAGGGCCCAUGCCCGUGCCAGGGCAGCUGCAGGAACCACCACAGGAAAAUAAUCUUUGGAUUUGAAAGGACAAAACAAAAAUAGCCAACAGGAAGGUGAUACCUUUAAUAAGUAAGAAAGUGCACAGAUACCCUGGUACAGAAGAACUACAUCCACAUGUUCUGAAAGAACUGGUAGACAUGCUUCUGAGCCUCUGCCUGUAACCUUUGAAAGAUCGUUGAGAAUUGGAGAAAUAUGCCACAAAUGGUCCUUUGAAGACUUCCAAUAAAGGUAACCUUAGGAAUCCCACUUCACUUUUGGAUAACCCACUUAGGAACUUUUUCUUGCAUCAUUUGCUUCCUUAUAUUAUAAUGAUAUUCCCAAAGCACAGAUCUGACUACAUCACUUUCUUGCUCAAGAAAUGGUUCCCUAUUUCCUCUAGGGCAAAAUACAAACUUAUGGCAUUUAAAGCCCUUCCCAAUCUAGUUCAACCUGUCUUUCCAGACUGAUUUCAUAUUACUUCCUAUUUAACACUCUACUGGGCCUAUUUGCUGCUUCCCAUAUAAGCCAUUCCAUCUCCUGCCUCCAGGCCUUUGCUGACCUAUGCUUCUUGGAAGCUCUCAGCUCAGUAUCACCUCCAACACAAUGCUUUUCCUGAUCCUUCAAGUUUUUAGUACUAUAUACCCCAAAACUACUUUGUAUUAAUUACAUGUAUUUUGUAUUAUCUGCAUUCAUGUUUGUAGAAUUUCUCCCAUUUUCCCAGUAAGC
Dromiciops gliroides (monito del monte) is the source of this 2914-nucleotide messenger RNA. RefSeq names its product zinc finger protein 672-like. Gene Ontology annotation, molecular function: DNA-binding transcription factor activity; RNA polymerase II cis-regulatory region sequence-specific DNA binding. Gene Ontology annotation, biological process: regulation of transcription by RNA polymerase II. The coding region runs from base 699 to 2219 and encodes 506 amino acids. The transcript is spliced from 3 exons. NCBI's taxonomy places the organism in Eukaryota, Metazoa, Chordata, Mammalia, Microbiotheria, Microbiotheriidae. The record is from RefSeq and is a predicted model, not a curated record.